Messenger RNA from Polypterus senegalus (gray bichir), 1433 nucleotides. It is a transcript of the gene cdk15, whose product is annotated as cyclin-dependent kinase 15. Gene Ontology annotation, cellular component: cytoplasm; cytosol; nucleus. The record is from RefSeq and is a predicted model, not a curated record. The transcript is spliced from 13 exons. NCBI's taxonomy places the organism in Eukaryota, Metazoa, Chordata, Cladistia, Polypteriformes, Polypteridae. Gene Ontology annotation, biological process: protein phosphorylation. Bases 37 to 1323 code for a protein of 428 amino acids. Gene Ontology annotation, molecular function: ATP binding; cyclin binding; cyclin-dependent protein serine/threonine kinase activity.
AUGUGAUCAGAGGCCGACGCCAGCUGAAAGAGCAGCAUGCAGCGCCAGAACUGCUGGACAGGUUCUCCGAAGUCGAGGGGCCUCUGCUGCCCUUGUGGCCUGUGGGCACCACCCAUCGAGGAGGAAUCAGCUGUGGCACCAGAGCAGCUGACUCCCCUCGCUGAGUCCACAUUCUCUUCAGGGGCCAUUCAGCCGAGCCGCUACCACACCCUGCAGGUCAGGAGGCCGAAGGUGGAAAGGCCACGGAGGAACAGUGAGCCGCUGAGAGGAAGAAGCUUUGACACUGGACACCAGUGGAGAAGCGGCCUUCAGUUUGGAAUGGCGACGUCCUACCUGAACCUGGAGAAGCUGGGAGAUGGCGCCUACUCGACAGUCUUCAAAGGCAUAAGCCGGAUCAACGGGCAGCUUGUGGCAUUAAAGGUCAUCAGGUUGAAGACUGAGGAGGGUAUCCCCUUCACCGCCAUUCGAGAGGCCUCCUUGCUGAAGGGUCUCAAGCAUGCCAACAUUGUUCUUCUACACGACAUCAUCCACACCAGCGAGUCCCUGACCUUCGUCUUUGAGUAUGUGCAGACUGACCUGGCACAGUACAUCACUCAGCACCCGGGAGGCUUGCGCCCAAGCAACGUGAAGCUUUUCAUGUUCCAGCUCUUCAGAGGACUGGGGUACAUCCAUCAACAGAGGAUUCUGCACCGGGACAUCAAACCCCAGAACCUUCUUCUCACUUACCUGGGUGAACUGAAGCUGGCAGACUUCAGUUUGGCCCGCGCCCAGUCUGUUCCUAGUCAUAACUACUCCUCUGAGGUGGUGACGCUCUGGUACCGGCCGCCCGAAGUCCUGCUCGGGUCCACAGACUACUCUGCUGCACUAGAUGUCUGGGGUGCAGGCUGUGUGUUUGUCGAAAUGCUCGAGGGAGUCCCAGCAUUCCCAGGAACCACAGAUGCCUGUGAGCUGCUGCAGAUGAUCUGGAGGGUUUUGGGUGUUCCAACAGAAGACACCUGGCCAGGAGUGAGCCGGCUGCCCAACUACCGAGCAGGAUGGCAUUCACUCCACUCACCUCCAGAGCUGCGGGACACCUGGCCAAGACUUGGGAGGCUGUCCAGAGUGGCCGAGGAUCUGGCCGGGCAGCUGCUCCGGUGUGCCCCUAAGGACCGGCUGUCGGCGGCCGAGACCCUCAGACAUGGGUAUUUCAGCUUGUUGCCCCCAGUGCUGUUGCAGCUGCCAAAAGAGGUGUCCAUCUUCACUGUCCCUGGAGUGCGGCUGGAGGAAGAGGAGGAGGACGUUCUCAGGCUGAAGAAGAACAAGAGGAGCAGAAAGCAGCAGUGACUCCGCCACUUUCAAGUGGUCAACACUCCAAACAGAAGACAACAGAAGAGCCACUGACCUCGGUGGGCACCACCAUCAGAAUUCAUUAAAGGUGACGUCGUCCACUUUGA